ACGAAGAUGCCUCCCUACCGAAUGUAAAAAAAAUAUGCGAAAAGCAACAGACAUCAGACAGCACAAGACAGCAGCGUCCCUAGUCCCCUCCCGGCACCGGCCUCCCCCUACCUCCUUCCCACGCCAGGAGCCACGAGGCCACGACCACCCCCACGCCUGUCCUACGCGAAUCGCCCGCACCGGAAGCGAAAGCAAGGCAAGGUAGGAACGCAACGCAACGCAACGCAAGUGGACGAGGGCAUGGACUCCGAGCCGGCGGCGGCGGCGCGCAGCAAAAAGGAGCGCAGCGAUGCCAAGACGAAGAAGCGGCAGGGAGGCGGCGGAGGCGGCCCGCGUGGGCCCGGCGUGUCCCCGGCAGCGCCCCCCGAGGACGCCACCGGGAGCGGCGCGGCGGUGGCGGAGUGCGCGGCGGCGUGCUGCGUGCUGUGCGCCUGCCUCCCCGUGACCGUGCUCUGCUGCGUGGCGCGCGCCCCGCUCCGCGUCGCGCGCCGGUGCUGCGGCACGUGGAGGCCGCGGCGGCGGCGGCCCCGGCGGCGGCUCGCGCCGGGUGGGUCCUCGUCGUUCUCGGACGCCGAGGCCGGGGAGUUCCUGCAGGGCGGCGCCCGCGGGCGCGCAAUGGGGCGGGAGGGGACGCGGCCCUCGCCGCGUGUCGGCCGGACUGCCUCGCCGCCGGCGUCGGAUCGGGGGCGGAGGUAGCGCCAGUUUAGUCAGUUACUGACAUUUUUCUUUUUGUCACCGUCGUCUUCUGCUCUUUUUCUUUCCCCCUCUCCUCUGCGAUUUGCCGAUUUUGUUGUAAGUUGUAAACCAUAUCUAGAGGUGGAGAGCAUCUGCCAAGUAGGAGGAUGGGUAUGCCGCUGUUUCGGCGGUCUCUCCUCGCUCAUUUGCU
This is a messenger RNA of Zea mays, 886 nucleotides long. RefSeq lists its product as uncharacterized. Lineage: Eukaryota; Viridiplantae; Streptophyta; Magnoliopsida; Poales; Poaceae. The record is from RefSeq and is marked predicted.